Messenger RNA from Nothobranchius furzeri (turquoise killifish), 1617 nucleotides. RefSeq names its product S-phase kinase-associated protein 2, E3 ubiquitin protein ligase (gene skp2). Lineage: Eukaryota; Metazoa; Chordata; Actinopteri; Cyprinodontiformes; Nothobranchiidae. Gene Ontology annotation, cellular component: cytosol; SCF ubiquitin ligase complex; nucleus. The record is from RefSeq and is a predicted model, not a curated record. Gene Ontology annotation, molecular function: protein binding. Gene Ontology annotation, biological process: SCF-dependent proteasomal ubiquitin-dependent protein catabolic process; regulation of cell cycle; G2/M transition of mitotic cell cycle.
UGCGUGAUGACGUCACGUCUUUUUACGUAGUAAAAACAAGGCGCGUGUGAGUUGGUGGCGCGUUUAAAGAGUCCAGUUUGGAGAGUAAAGAGAGAAACGCGAGGAUUAGAAGUGCAUUUUCCCGGAUUAGGGUUAUUAAUCUGAAGCGGAAGGAUGUCUCAACACAGCCGGACCCUGAUGCACCUGCCCUGCUCCAGCCUCCGGAACAAACGGUCCCGGACCUGCCUGGCUGAGGGUCCGGACUCUGAGUGCACCCCCACAGAGUCCAUCCAGCAGAGACCACCGCCUCUCAAGGUCCCACUGCUCCUCCCCAGGGGCAAAGAGAACGAGUUUGUGCUGGCCCGGAGGUCCCGGAGGAGGAAAAGCUCCAAGUCAGGUGUUUCAUUGGAUCAUCUACCUGAGGAGCUGCUCCUGAGGAUCUACUCUUGCCUCCCCUUGCAUGACCUGCUGAGGAUUUCUGGAGUCAGUAGGCGCUGGCAGCGUUUGGCGUCCGAUGAGUCUCUGUGGUACAGCGUGGACCUGGAGGGGCUGACCCACGUGGGCCCGGCUCUGCAACAGGUUCUGAGGACCGGGGUCCGCCGGCUGCGCUGCCCUCGAGCUUUUGUAGAGGAACAAUACCUGACCGACUCUCGCCCGCUGCAGAUCGUUGAGUUGGACCUGUCCAGCUCUAUCAUCCCGACCUCGACUCUCCAGAACAUUUUGGGUCGCUGCAGGCUGCUGCACCACCUGAGCCUGGAGGGUCUGCAGCUCUCCAACAGCAUCAUCAGCUGCCUGGUGAAGAACUCCAACCUGCUGCAGCUCAAUCUGAGCGGCUGCUCUGGCUUCUCUUCUGCUGCUCUCACUGAGCUGCUUCAGUCCUGCUGCAGGCUGGAGCAGCUGAACGUGUCGUGGUGCAGCUUCAGCAGCGAUCAUGUGAAGAGUGUUGUGGGUCACCUGAGUCCAACCGUGUCUGCCUUGAACCUGAGUGGCUACAGAGAGAGUCUGACCCUGGACGAUGUGAAGGUUCUGGUGGACCGGUGUCCUCACAUCCAGACUCUAGAUCUGAGUGACGGCACCCUCCUGACGGCCAACAGCUUCCCGGUUCUCCGGCAGCUCCGGAAGCUGCUGCACCUGUCUCUGAGUCGCUGCUAUCACAUCCACCUGGCUGCUCUCAGCGACCUGGAGAAGCUGAUCCCGUCGCUCCGGUUCCUGGACAUCUUUGGACUGGUCCAGGAGAACCAGCUGUUGUCUCUGAAGGAGGAGCUUCCCCACAUUAGCAUCAACUCCAGACCCUUCUCCGCCGUGGCCCGGCCCACUCCCGCCUCCCAGCCGGACCGCAGCAUGUGGGGCAGGACGUGUCGGCUCAGGGCGGGACCCUGACGGGGUUCUGCUGCAGCACGCUGGUCGUGCCACUAGUCCUACCGGACUUCUCGGGUUUUACGCUAGUAUUGGUUCUGCCCGGCCCAUACGGGCUGAAAGUUCUGGUUCUGCUCAGUAAUAAGCUGUUGAUUUUAAUCAUUGAAGUUUUUCUACCGCAUGAAGUUCGACUCUGAUCCGUUUUAAAUAAUCAGUGAAUGUUUUCAGAACCGCAAGUUUUUUAUCCGAGCCGGAUCCAUUAAACCAUUCCAAAUCCUGAAA